Molecule: messenger RNA, 1971 nt
Organism: Closterium sp. NIES-67
Lineage: Eukaryota; Viridiplantae; Streptophyta; Zygnematophyceae; Desmidiales; Closteriaceae
Source: the annotation of a GenBank genome assembly
UGGCUUGUGGGAAACGCUGGCGCUGCUGUUGAUGACGCCUUGGGAUUUCAAGUUCUAGCAGCAAACCCCCUAGGAUGUACCGAGCCCCCCCCUAGAAAUCUCCAAUUUUAUGUCACCUUGGAAUUUCAAUUGGAGCUAGAAAUUUGAAUCAGGUCUAGAAUUCUGUACCAAGCUCUUCACUUACUCAAGCUAGCCAAGGCCAUUUCUUGGUGCUUGAGAGCAUUUUAGCUUGGUACCGCGAGUUAGUUGAUUUGAUACUUCCCUCCUCUUCUGUUCCACUGACUAACUCGCCAAGAUGGUGAAGAUCUGCUGUAUCGGUGCCGGAUAUGUCGGCGGUCCCACCAUGGCGAUGAUCGCAUUGAAGUGUCCCCACAUCGAGGUGUACGUCGUGGACAUUAGCAAGCCUCGCAUUGCUGCUUGGAACAGCGAUCGCCUCCCCAUCUACGAGCCAGGCCUUGACGAAGUUGUCAAGGAAUGCCGAGGGAGGAAUCUAUUUUUCAGCACUGAAGUCCAGAAGUAUGUGGCUCUGUGCGAUAUCAUCUUCGUCAGCGUCAACACCCCCACAAAGACCAGGGGUCUAGGAGCCGGAAAGGCCGCCGAUUUGACAUACUGGGAGAGCGCCGCCCGCAUGAUCGCCGAUGUCUCAAAUUCUGCCAAGAUUGUGGUGGAGAAGUCAACAGUCCCUGUGAAGACCGCCGAAGCCAUUGAGAAGAUCUUAACGCACACUAAGAGUGGUGUCCAAUUUGAUAUCCUGUCAAACCCAGAGUUCCUCGCUGAAGGAACUGCCAUGGAAGACUUGCAGAAACCUGACCGCGUGCUCAUCGGUGGUCAGGAGACGGAGUCUGGUCGCAAGGCCGUGGCGGCGCUGAAGGCGGUGUACGCCAACUGGGUGCCGGAGGAGAACAUCCUCACCACCAACCUCUGGUCCGCCGAGCUGUCGAAACUCGCAGCCAACGCGUUCCUCGCGCAAAGAAUCUCCUCCAUCAACGCCAUCUCUGCCCUGUGCGAGUCAACUGGCGCGAACGUGUCCGAAGUGGCGUUCGCAAUCGGCAAGGACACUCGCAUCGGCAAGCGCUUCCUGCAGUCCAGCGUUGGCUUCGGAGGCUCCUGCUUCCAGAAGGAUAUUCUGAACCUGGUGUACAUCUGCGAGUGUAACGGCCUGACUGAGUGCGCCAAGUACUGGCAGCAGGUCAUUGACAUCAACGACUACCAGAAGAACCGCUUCGUCAAGAGGAUCGUAUCGUCCAUGUUCAACACGGUGUCGGGCAAGAAGAUCGCCAUCUUCGGAUUCGCGUUCAAGAAGGACACUGGCGACACCCGUGAGACGCCUGCCAUUGACGUCUGCCACGGGCUGCUCAACGACCGUGCCUACCUGCACAUCUACGACCCCGAAGUCACUGAGGAGCAGAUUCGACGGGACCUGGGCACGGGCAAGUUCGAGUGGGACCACCCGCUGCCCAUGCAGUCCCCCACCUCGAUGGACGCUUCAUCGCGCGUCACCGUGGACGCGUCGCCCUACGAAGCGGCCAAGGAUGCGUCGUGCAUCGCAGUGAUCACGGAGUGGGAGGAGUUUAGGACGCUGGACUACCAGAAGCUGUACGACGGCAUGCAGAAGCCCGCGUUCAUCUUCGACGGGAGGAACAUUCUGGACGUGGAGGCGUUGAGGAAGAUUGGGUUUAUUGUCUACUCGAUUGGGAAGCCGCUCGACCCCUGGGUGAAGGACCUUGCGAUUUCCAUUUAAAUAUAAACCAUUACAGUAUAGACAAACGUUUGUAGAGGUUAUGACGAUUUUCUACGGUUCUGUACUUGCUGGGUGGAGGAGCUAAUGCUGUGAAAUGGUGUUGCUAUGGGUUCUUGAGGGUAUCUAUACACAGAAUGUGUCAAUAGAUUGCACAACUGAUAGUACUGUCCAUUUUCUGACAUCUUGUGAUCAGAGGGACGAACAUAGCCAAGUGCUUAAUUUUUCCUGCC